AGACCCUUCUGUUCGUUUUGUGUGGUUCUGGUAACACGCAGAUCGUCCCUCCCUGUGUGUGUGUGUCGGGCUGUCAUUGUGGGCAGAACCAAACGCACUGAGACGCUGCUGAGCUCUGCUUAGAUCCAAUGUUCAGUCCGCUCCGCACACCGACCAGGACCCUCUGUUACUCGCCGGGCUCGGAGGCUUCCUGCCCGCCGUAACGACACCACCAUCGACGAGGCGCCGAGCKGAGGGGUAGACGUUACGAAAGUGGGAUGCAGCAGGCCAGCCUGAGCCCUUGGAGAGGUUCCUGAGCCUCCGAAAUGGGUCAGACGAAAAUCGAGCCGGUGAGGAGAUUCGGUGCGGUUCAUACACCGACCCCUGGAAACGGCAGCAGCUAACCGACCGAGCCAUGUGUCCCCUGAUCUCCUGAUCCACUCUUUUUUUUCCUGACUCCUGCACUCAAAUCAAGACUCGCAGCAGCUCCUCCGCCUCAGUAAACCCAGCAUGGCRUCCCCCUUCAUGUGGAAGCUGUCGUCACAGAAGCUCGGCUUCUUCCUGGUCAGCUUCGGCUUCAUCUGGGGCAUGAUGCUGCUACACUUCACCAUCCAGCAGCGGGCCAGCCACGAGAACAGUGCGGUGCUGCGACAGCAGAUCCUGGAUCUCAGUAAGCGCUACAUCAAAGCCCUGGCUGAGGAGAAUCAAAAUGUCAUGGAUGGGCCGUAUGUGGGAACCAUGACGGCUUACGACUUGAAGAAGACCCUGGCAGUUCUGCUGGAUAACAUCAUGCUCAGGCUCGGCAAGCUCGAGUCCAAGGUGGAGAACAUUUACAACGGCACGGGAAACAACCUGACCAACGGCACCGGCACCGUCUCGCCAAGCUCUGGAAACCCAGAGAAGGUUAACGUGGCAGAUCUUCUAAACGGAGCCCAGGAGAAGUGCGAGCUUCCGCCGUUGGAUGGUUUUCCUCACUGCGAGAGCAAACUCAAGUGGAUGAAGGAGAUGUGGCGCUCAGACUCCUGCUAUUCCAGCUAUGGUGUGGACGGCUCCACCUGCUCCUUCUUCAUCUACCUUAGCGAGGUGGAGAACUGGUGUCCUCGCCUGCCCUGGAGGAUGAAACUCCUGAACGAUGAAAAAGACCUGAGUGGACAGGCUGAGAUCCGGACCAGCUUCGAGGGGCUUUACCGCUCGAUGUCACAGCGGGAGGAGUUUCGCUGGAUGAUGCUGAGGAUCAAACGCAUGGCCGAGCCGUGGGUCAGCGCCAUCCGCUCCCUGGCUGCCAAGCAGAACCUGACCAAGCGGCGGAGGAAGAAGAUCCUGGUCCACUUGGGCCUUCUCACCAAGGAGUCGGGCUUCAAGAUCGCAGAGAAUGCCUUCAGCGGCGGCCCGUUGGGGGAGUUGGUCCAGUGGAGCGACCUCAUCACCACCCUGUACCUCCUGGGCCAUGAUGUUCGCAUCUCUGCUUCGCUGGCUGAGCUCAAAGAGAUCAUGCGCAAGGUGAUGGGGAACAAAUCCAGCUGCCCCACCCAGGGCGAUAAGAUUGUGGAGCUCAUCUACAUUGACAUYGUGGGCCUCACCCAGUUUAAGAAGACUCUGGGGCCUUCCUGGGUCCACUACCAGUGUAUGCUACGGGUGCUGGAUUCCUUUGGAACGGAACCAGAGUUCAACCACGCCCACUACGCCCAGUCCAAGGGCCACAAGACUCCGUGGGGGAAGUGGAACCUCAACCCACAGCAGUUCAACACCAUGUUCCCUCACACCCCCGACAACAGUUUCCUGGGUUUCGUCGUGGAGCAGCACCUGAACGCCAGCGACAUCAAACACAUCGAUGACAUCAAGAGACAGAACCAGUCGCUCGUCUACGGCAAAGUCGACAACUUCUGGAAGGACAAGAAGAAGUACCUGGACAUCAUCCACAGCUACAUGGAGGUCCACGCCACCGUGCAUGGCACCAGCACUGUGCACCUGCCCAGCUACGUCAAGAACCACGGCAUCCUGAGCGGCCGAGACCUGCAGUUCCUGCUGCGGGAGACUAAG
Molecule: messenger RNA, 2019 nt
Organism: Austrofundulus limnaeus
Lineage: Eukaryota; Metazoa; Chordata; Actinopteri; Cyprinodontiformes; Rivulidae
Product: alpha-1,6-mannosylglycoprotein 6-beta-N-acetylglucosaminyltransferase A
Biological process (GO): protein N-linked glycosylation
Cellular component (GO): Golgi apparatus
Molecular function (GO): alpha-1,6-mannosylglycoprotein 6-beta-N-acetylglucosaminyltransferase activity
Source: RefSeq, a predicted model, not a curated record